Messenger RNA from Pseudozyma hubeiensis SY62, 411 nucleotides. Its product is annotated as polyketide synthase. NCBI's taxonomy places the organism in Eukaryota, Fungi, Basidiomycota, Ustilaginomycetes, Ustilaginales, Ustilaginaceae. The record is from RefSeq and is a predicted model, not a curated record. Bases 1 to 411 code for a protein of 136 amino acids. The transcript has a single exon.
AUGCGCUGCCGUCACCACACGGAAGCGUCGAUUCCCGUCUUGGCAUCGGCAUCCCACAUUGACACCGAAGCUCCAUCGCCCACUCGAGCGAGCAGCGAAGUGUGCGCUGAAACCUUAGAGCGGGCAAGCGUCAGACUUCAACACCGACAAAGAGCGGAACGAGCCGUUCGUUGCUCCAACGCGCAACCAUCGCGGAUAGAAUUGCCCGACGGAAAUCCAAAUCCGCAUCGGCCCUUUGAUGCAAAAACCGAACGACAAAAUCACGACAGUAAUCAGCUUUCGGAUCUAGUCCGAUUGCCAGAACCAAGUUUCGGCACGAUCCCCUUUUCUGUCUUGGGGCCGUUCACCUUUUGGCGGCUGUCCAUCGAUUCGAAUCGAGGGGAAGCACAGAUGCUCUUUCUUCAAAUGUAA